AUGGCAUCAUCCUCCCAGACUUUUCUUCUUCUUUGCUUUAUGUUUGCUCUUGUGAUCCUCAUCUCCUCUGAGGUCUCAGCUGCUAUUCUUCUUCCGGCAGACUUUGUACCCCCACCAGAACCUGUAAUAUCACCUGUAUCUGGUGGAAGUGGCAUAUCUGUAGGUGCAGUAGUUGGAAUUGUGGCUGGAGGAGUCUUCAUUAUAUUACUGAUUUUUGGUAUUCAUCGGAGGAGUAUUCUUCGGAGGAGAGGCCUCCAAGGACAACAAAAUGCUUUGGAGGAUGAUUUAAAGGGCGUGGACCUGCAAACAGGUAAAUUUAGCUUCAGGCAACUCCAAGCUGCCACAAACAACUUUGACGAAGCCAAUAAGAUUGGAGAAGGUGGUUUUGGUUCUGUUUACAAGGGCCUUCUAUCAGAUGGCACUGUAAUUGCUGUCAAGCAGCGUUCUUCCAAAUCAAAGCAAGGGAAUCGUGAAUUCGUGAAUGAGAUAGGCACGAUUUUUGCUCUGCAACACCCUCAUCUUGUCAAGCUUCACGGAUGCUGUAUUGAAGGAAAUCAACUAUUGCUUGUCUAUGAGUACAUGGAAAAUAAUAGCCUUUCUCGUGCUUUGUUUGGGCAAGAAGAAAGUCAGUUGAAGUUGGAUUGGCCAACAAGGCACAAGAUCUGUGUUGGUAUAGCUAGAGGUUUAGCUUACCUUCACGAGGAAUCAACAUUGAAGGUCGUUCAUAGAGACAUCAAGGCUAGUAAUGUGCUUCUUGAUAAAAAUCUUACCCCAAAGAUAUCUGACUUUGGAUUGGCCAAGCUUGAUGAAGAGGAUAAUACACACAUUAGCACCCGUAUUGCUGGAACUUAUGGAUAUAUAGCGCCUGAAUAUGCAACGCGGGGUUAUCUGACUGAUAAAGCCGAUGUUUAUAGCUUUGGAAUUCUUGUAUUGGAAAUUGUUAGUGGGAGGAACAACACCACUUACAGAGGAAAGGAAAAAAGCUUUUAUCUUCUUGAUUGGGCACAACUACUAAAAGGGCAAGGGAAUUUGAUGCAACUAGUGGAUCCAAGGUUGGGCUCAGACUUCAACGAAGAAGAGAUUAUGCUUACAAUCAAUGUGGCUCUCCUCUGCUGCAAUGUCACUGCAACAGUUAGGCCUACCAUGUCUUCAGUUGUAAGCAUGCUUGAAGGCAGGGCUGCUGUUCAGGAAUUGGUCUCAGAUCCAAAUGCCUCAAGUUUUGAGAUAGAAGCAAUGAGGAAGCAUUUUCAAUCCAGUUUCGGAAGGAACACCGGCAAGAGCCAGACACAAACUGCGCCAACUGAAGGGACCUGGACCGGUUCGUCUUCAUCUGCUCAUGAUCUCUAUCCAGUCAAGCCUGAUUCAACUUACUGGGACAACAGAAAAUAGAGAAACUGAGCAAACUUUCUUCACUCUCAAACAUAUAUGUUCAUAUAUCAUUUCUACUCCCUCUCUAAAUACACACACAAAUAUAUUUUUUGUUCGGCAAGAUAGCUGAAAGAAUAAUACACACACAUCUUUGGUAGCCCUUCCAAUGCUCCAACGACCCCAAGUGGACAAUGGGCCCAUUUCUGUAACUUUUUGCGUCUCUUCAGAAUUCUAAAUUCUAAGUUGUACAG
Messenger RNA from Prunus mume (Japanese apricot), 1619 nucleotides. The record is from RefSeq and is a predicted model, not a curated record. NCBI's taxonomy places the organism in Eukaryota, Viridiplantae, Streptophyta, Magnoliopsida, Rosales, Rosaceae.